AUGAGCGAACAUGGUGAUUUUGUUUUUUAUCACUACACACCCAAUCUCUUCGCGGGGGCCCUCUUUGCAGCCCUUUUCGGACUCUCGACAGCAUGGCACAUAGUCCAACUCAUCCGUACACGAACAUGGUCCUUCAUUCCACUUGUUAUCGGAGGAAUAUUCCAGGUAAUUGGUUACAUCGGUCGAGUCCAAUCGCAUUAUGACACAGAAGCUCUCGGACCAUACAUUAUGCAGACACUUCUCCUCCUCGUAUCGCCCGCUCUUUUUGCUGCCUCAAUCUACAUGAUUCUUGGCCGCAUCAUUGCUCUCGUUGAGGGAGGAAAACACUCCCUUGUCAGGCUCACAUGGCUCACAAAGAUCUUUGUUGCCGGUGACAUUUUCAGUUUCACACUGCAGGCUGGUGGUGGUGGAAUGAUGGCCGGAGGCUCCGACAAGUCCAUGAAAAACGGUGAGAGACUGGUUCUUAUCGGUCUCUUCGUCCAAAUCAUCUUUUUCGGUUUCUUUGUCAUUGCCAGUAUCGUGUUCCAUCGCCGGAUCAACCAGGACCCAACCGGCGCCUCGAUAUCCCUCGCAAAUUCAGCAAUGAGCUUCAAGACCAGCUGGGUAGGGCUUCUGUAUGCUCUGUAUGCCUCUUCAGUGGCGAUCCUAGUCAGGAGUGUCUUUAGAACCAUUGAGUAUAUCCAGGGCAACUCGGGAUAUCUGUUGAGGAAUGAGAUCUGGUUGUACUUGUUUGAUGCAGUACUGAUGCUGGCGGUGAUGGUCAUCUUUAACUGGGUUCAUCCGGCCGCUGUGUUGCAAGGGAGAAGGCCAGUGAGGUCGCGUGACGACUGUGAGGAUAAUUCAACGGAGAUGAUGGCAUAG
Messenger RNA from Morchella importuna, 861 nucleotides. RefSeq lists its product as uncharacterized. Lineage: Eukaryota; Fungi; Ascomycota; Pezizomycetes; Pezizales; Morchellaceae. Gene Ontology annotation, cellular component: membrane. The record is from RefSeq and is a predicted model, not a curated record. Bases 1 to 861 code for a protein of 286 amino acids. The transcript is spliced from 3 exons.